Molecule: messenger RNA, 574 nt
Organism: Malus domestica (apple)
Lineage: Eukaryota; Viridiplantae; Streptophyta; Magnoliopsida; Rosales; Rosaceae
Source: RefSeq, a predicted model, not a curated record
CACACAUACAUACAUGGCACAUAGAAAUACAAACGCAACAGCAAAAAGCAGGAAGCAGAAAAAAAGAAAAGAAAAGCAAAAUACUUUCUUCUCACAUAUCUGGAAUUCAGAUGGGGCGUUGGGUUAGGCCUGAGGUGUAUCCGUUAAUGGCUGCGAUGACAUUUGUUACAAGCUUGUGCGCAUUUCAGCUUACACGGAACAUGUUCCUCAACCCUGAAGUCAGAAUCAACAAAGCUCACCGUCGAAUGGCGGUGCUUGAAAAUGAAGAAGAGGGAGAGAAGUACGCCGAGCACGGGCUCCGGAAGUUCCUCCGCACACGGCCACCGGAGAUCAUGCCUACCAUCAACCACUUCUUCUCUCAAGAAAAAUAAUUUCAGACGCGUUCGUGAAAAGUUUACUUGUGAAGGGGGGUUUAUUUUUUUAAGAGCUUUAUAGCAACUUGUUCAUGUCGGUUAUACUAUUUUGCUUUGGGCCGGUUUAAUCGAGUUUUGUGAAAUUCCACAGAUGUCAUUCAUGUUUCCUCAUUUUGUAUAAAAAAAAUUAAAUUAUUAAUAAUGAGCCUGUCGUUUUGAUA